Sinocyclocheilus anshuiensis is the source of this 6343-nucleotide messenger RNA. Its product is annotated as laminin subunit beta-2-like. Gene Ontology annotation, biological process: animal organ morphogenesis; tissue development. Bases 130 to 5649 code for a protein of 1839 amino acids. The transcript is spliced from 35 exons. Lineage: Eukaryota; Metazoa; Chordata; Actinopteri; Cypriniformes; Cyprinidae. The record is from RefSeq and is a predicted model, not a curated record.
CUCCUCCUUCACAAGUGAACUGUGCAUAAACAGGUGAACGCCGCGCAGCUCGCGAGAGGAGCGCUGCUGCUUAUGAGAGUCAGCUCACAGGCUCCUGGAAAUCAGCUGCCCAUGAUUGUUUGAUAGCCCAUGGCGAUGGCCAGAUAUUUCAGUGUUCUCCUUCUGGUUCUUCCAGUUGUGGCUCAGGAGCUGCCCUCUGCCCCACACGGCUGCAUGGAAGGCAGCUGUUAUCCGGCGACGGGAAACCUUCUGAUUGGCCGAGCUAUUAACCUGACUGCCACCUCCACCUGUGGCCUGGAUGGGCCUGAGCAGUACUGCAUUGUCAGUCAUUUGCAGGAUUUAAAUAAGUGCUUUAAGUGUGACUCUCAGAUGCCGUAUGAUGCCUAUCAUCACGACAACAGCCACAGGGUAGAGAAUGUCAUCUACCAGAGAGACAGCAGAGGAGAACUCACCUGGUGGCAAUCUGUAAAUGGAGAGGAGAAUGUCAGUAUUAGACAGAAUCUUGAGGCAGAGUUCCAUUUUACUCAUUUCAUCAUGAAGUUUAAAACGUUUAGGCCUGCUGCUAUGAUAAUUGAGCGUUCUUCUGAUUUUGGCCGUACAUGGAGGCCAUAUCGCUACUUUGCCUACAACUGCACCAAGACUUUCCCCUGGAUUCCUGCCCACUCGCUGCGGUUUAUUGAUGAGGUCAUCUGUGAGGAGCGCUACUCUGACAUUGAGCCGUCCACUGAAGGAGAGGUCAUCUACAAAGUGCUUGAUCCUGCGAUCCAUGUCAAAGACCCAUACAGUCUUGACAUUCAGGAUUUGUUGCGGAUCACUAAUCUCCGGAUAAACUUCACUAAACUGCGCACUCUGGGUGAUAACCUUCUUGACCGGCGUCCGGACGUGCUGCAGAAAUAUUACUAUGCACUGUAUGAGCUGGUUGUGCGCGGCAGCUGCUUCUGCUACGGUCACGCGUCAGAGUGCGCACCAGUACCCGGAGUGACCUCCAGGGAUCCGGGCAUGAUUCAUGGACGUUGCGUGUGUAAGCACAACACUGUGGGAUUAAACUGUGAGCGCUGUAGAGAUUUCUACCAUGAUGCACCCUGGAGGCCCGCCGAGACUGAUAACGCACAUACAUGCAGGGAAUGCAACUGUAACGGUCACUCCAACCAGUGUCAUUUUGACAUGGCGGUGUAUCUGGCUACGGGGAACAUCAGUGGAGGUGUGUGUGACAACUGUCUCCACAACACCAUGGGCCGCAACUGUGAAACCUGUAAACAUUUUUACUAUCAGGAUCCAACUAAAGACAUCAGAGACCCGGCAGCAUGUAUCCCUUGUGACUGUGACCCGGUGGGAUCUGUGGAGGGAGGACUUUGUGACAGUCAUACUGAUCUGGAUCUGGGUAUGAUUGGCGGUCAGUGUCGCUGUAAGCAGAACGUCAAGGGUCAGCGCUGCGACUACUGCAAAGAGGGACACUAUGGACUCAGUCCUGACAUCCCACUAGGAUGCCAGCCAUGUAACUGUGACCCCCGUGGCAUCACUAUGAUUGGGGCUCCGUGUGAUCACAUCAGUGGUGACUGCUCCUGUAAGAGAUACGUAACCGGCCGCUACUGCGAUCAGUGCCUGCCUGAAUACUGGGGACUCAGUAAUGAUCUGGCUGGUUGCAGACCCUGCGAUUGUGACUUUGGUGGAGCAACCAGCAACAGAUGCAGGAUGGACAACGGUCAGUGUGACUGUCGGCCUCAUCUGAUUAGUCGGCAGUGCUCUGAAGCGCAGCCUGCAUUUUUCUGUGCUUCUCUGGAUUAUAAUAAGUAUGAAGCAGAGGAAGCUAUAGGUCGCUCCCCUGAUGAUCCUACUCUUCCAGGCAACCCAAGGCCUCAGGCUGAGACUGACUGUGUGCAGCAUCUCAACAAUCAGCUGAGAAGAAACCGUCGUCAUCAUCGCCGGCACAUUGCCCAACAGCAGAGGGCAGCACUGAGACGCAUCCGACAGUUGCAGCAAACUCCCAGUGUAAGCACAGUGCAUAGAGAGAGACAACCGGGUCAGAUGGUCACAUGGACCGGGCCGGGCUUCGCUCGGGUUAAAGACGGCGCUGGCCUCGAGUUCACAAUCAGCAACAUCCCUUACGCUAUGGAAUAUGACAUUAUGAUCAGAUAUGAGUCAGAGUCCACAGAGGACUGGGAGGCUCUAGUGAGCAUCACGUCCCUGGAUUUACCCACAAGUCUCCGCUGUGGAAACAUGCUGCCCACAGAGCAGAUAUACACAGUCACAAUGUCCCACCACAGGAGGUAUGUUGAAAUGCCAAGGCCCUUUUGUUUUGAGCCAAACAACCAGUAUGUGGUGUCCAUCCGUUUCCAGCGUCAUGCCGUGUCUCACCGACAUCUCACUGCCUUCACCCUGAUAGACUCACUUGUACUUAUACCCAGGUAUGAUGAGCUCCCAGGUUUCCAGGGUGAUGACGCCCCAGAUGAGAGUCGACGCCAGGAGAUGGAAUUGUACAUGUGUUUGGAUUCCUUCAUGACCUUGCCAAUGCCUGCGCUGGCCGAGCUGUGCACUACACUCAUCUGCAGCAUCUCUGCGAUCAUGUAUAACGGUGCCCUGGCAUGUCAAUGUGACCCUCAGGGUUCACUGAGUGCCGAGUGUGACAAAGUCGGAGGUCAAUGCCACUGUAAACCCAAUGUUAUUGGCCGUAAAUGUGAUCAGUGUGCACCGGGGACGUACGGAUUUGGGCCAUAUGGCUGCACUGUAUGUGACUGCCACUCUCAGGGCUCUGUAGGGCAUCAGUGUGACCCCGUGACGGGCCAGUGUCUGUGCCGGCAUGGGGCGACUGGCCGCCAGUGCUCUGAAUGCCAGCCUGGUCAGUGGGGAUUUCCAAACUGUAGACAGUGCCAGUGUAACGGCCAUGCGGAGAGCUGUGACCCUGAAACAGGUGCCUGCUAUGAGUGCCGAGACUACACAGCUGGACAGUUGUGUGAGAGGUGUGUAAACGGUUUCUAUGGUAACCCAAUAUUGGGUUCCGGCGAGCACUGUCACCCCUGUCCAUGUCCAGGACACCCUGACAGCGGACACUCCAAUGGAGCUUCCUGUCACACAGACUAUGCCUCCAACCAGAUCCUCUGCCAGUGUGGUGAAGGAUAUGCAGGUCCUCGCUGUGAUCGCUGCGCCCCUGGGUACUAUGGGGAUCCUGAGCAGCCUGGCGGGACGUGCUGGCCGUGCCAAUGCAACGGGAACAUUGACCCCCAGGACCCAGAGUCAUGUGACCCACGAACCGGCCAAUGCCUCAGGUGCCUGUAUAACACAGACGGCCACUCUUGUUCUGAGUGUAAACCAGGUUAUUAUGGAAAUGCACUCGCUCAGGACUGUAGGCGCUGUACUUGUGUAACUGCAGGCACUGUAGAUGACUACUGUACUGAUGGAGUGUGUCACUGUGAUAAACGGACUGGCCAAUGCCCCUGCAAGCCAAACAUCAUUGGCCACAACUGUGACCAGUGCACCCCCAACCACUGGAACUUCGGCUCAGACUUUGGAUGUGAACUCUGCGAAUGUGCCCAACCAAAUUCCCUCAGCACCCACUGCAACAUGUUCAGUGGCCAGUGUCAUUGUCAGCCAGGUUUUGGAGGGCGACAGUGCAGUGAAUGUGAGGCGUUUCACUGGGGUGAUCCCAGAGUGCAGUGUGAAGAGUGUACCUGCCACCCUCUGGGGUCCGAGAUGGCUCAGUGUGACCGCGUAACAGGAGCGUGUGUGUGUAAGGAGGAGGCUUCAGGACGUCGCUGUGACGAGUGCGCCCGCAGCUUUACCGGAAACUUCCCCAAGUGCGUUCCCUGUCAUCCCUGCUUCCAGCUAUGGGAUGAUGCUGUGUGCCAAAUCGGCCGAGAUCUGACCCACAUCAAGGAUGUCAUUGCCAUGAUCCUGGAAAAGGGUGAGGUUCCCGGAGUCAACGAUAGCCGCAUACGUGAACUGGAGAAGAAGCUCGAACAUGUUCAAGACCUGAUUCGAAAUGGAGACCGAGAGGGAAUCUAUAACUUAAUAAGCCAGGCCAUUGAUGACUUGAGAGCGGAGAUAGCUUUGACUGAUGGGCGUCUGAUGGGCGUGAGUUGGGAGCUGAAUGUGACGGCAAACCUUGACAAUGCUCUGAAACGAAACCUAACUGCACUGGAGAAAGAACUGAAAGACUUGAACAAUACGCUUCACCGACUGCACAGAGAGUUCGAGAACUACCAUACUGCUGGAUUGGCAGAGCAGUUUGAAAACGUUCGCAAGUACUACCAGAUUUCAUUGAAUUCAGAGCAGCGCUGUAAUGCCUCCGUAUACGGACCCCAGAGUCCUGUGGAACAGUCUGAAGACACACGUAACCGUACCGAAGCUCUGCUGAAAGAAAGAAAGGACAGCUUCAUGCGUACAGUCACCGCCAAUAAUAAAUCUUUGUCUGAACUGGACGAAAAAACUCAUGAGAUCGACCGAAAACUCCAGCACCUCAACAACAGGGUAUGUGGUGGCCAUGGCAAUGCUAGUGCUAAUAGUAGCUGUCCAGAUAGCCCCUGUGGAGGAGCUGGCUGCCGUGAUAGCGAUGGUGUGCUGAAGUGUGGAGGGAAAGGAUGUAAAGGAACUGUUGGUGCCUCAUUGAAGGCCCUGGACAAUGCUGAUGAUGUUCAUAAGAACCUGACCACUACCAGUAAGGAGCUACAAACCAUUGCUAAAAAGCUCCGAGACAUUGCUACACUCACCCAGACUGUGAAGACUCAAGCGAAGGACACUCUUGAUAAAGCCCAGGGCAAGAAAGAACUCUUUGAGAACUCCAACAAGAUGCUUAAAGACUUCAUUCAGAAGAUUAGAGAUUUUUUGAAUGAGGAGGGAGCAGAUCCAGAAAGCAUUGAAAAAGUGGCCCAGCAGGUUUUGGCAAUCUCCUUGCCAGUCAACAGGACCGUAAUACUCAACAUCGUCGAGCAGAUCAAAGCUAACAUCGCCAACCUCACCAACGUGGAGGGAGUGUUCAAUCACACCUCAGAGCAACUGGCCAAAGUCAAGGAUCUGCUUAAGAGAGCUCAAGAUGCAAAGGCUCAAGCUGAAGGGGUGAGCGAUAAUAUCAAUAAAACUAAAGAAGCACUUGAAACCUCUCAGAGUGCCAUAAAAAAAGCUGAGAAGGAAAUGACCACAGCCCUAGAAAAUCUCAAGAAUGCCCAGAACAUCACUACUAUGGUUGACAACAAACUCUUAAAUUUAGACAGCAACCUCAUGGGUGUGAUGAUGCGACUGGCCAAUUUGUCACAUGGAGUGGAUUUAUUGAAAAAUAAAACGGAGCAGAACAGGGAGAUGGCAAAAGAUGCCAAAGCUCAGUCCGACAAUGCAACUCAAGAGGCUGCUGGACUGCAAGAGGAACUGGUAAAUGCAGAGAAUCUGUAUAAUGAGCUGAAAGCGAAGGUGGACUCUGUGGGAGGGACAGGAGAAGGUAACAUUAGCCAGAAAGCUAUAGAGAUGAAGAAAGAAGCAGAGGAACUGCUGAAGAAAGCCACCACAGGCAUGGAAACCCUCAGAAAAUUGGAGAGAAAAUUCAACAAGAACGAGCAGAAAAUGCAGCAGCAGCGGGAUGAAUUGGCGGAUCUGGAGAAAAACGUUACAGAAGUCAGAGAAUAUAUCCGAUUAAAAGUCAUGGGCUACAACAACUGUCAGUAGGAACUGUAAAUAACAGACAAAAGCCUGAAAUCAGACUUCAAUUUAUGUUCUCAAUCACCCUCCGUGUGAUUCAUAUAUUGAUCCAUUACAACCCAAAUUGCUAUUUCAUUACAAAUCAGCAGCUUCACUACUUAAUUGUUAUGAAGUUGAUGACAAACUUCAGAGUAAAGUACUAGGUCUUAUUGUCGUCCUGCUAAAUCAGUGGUUCUCAACAUUUUUCAGGUGUCGGAGGGCUGAAAAAUGGACCAUCUAAUACCAGAAGUCUAAUUUGAUGUCCUUUUCACUGUUCCUGACUUGAGUCACCAUUUUGUUCCUACAUUUUUUCACCCGUUUUUUUUUUUUCUAAACUGCUGUUUUGUUCAUAUUUUAUUGAAACUAGCAACUAGCUGACUGUUUGCUAGCUAAGAAAUGGAAACAAAUGCUUACAUCCACUGACAGAACCGUCAGUUAUGUUGUUAAUUUAAUGUUAACAGUCAGUUUAUUAAUUUGAUUAAUUUUAAUUAACUCAAUAUUGGUGUUUUCUUUUAUAUUUGUAAUGUUUUUUUUGUUUGUUUGUUUUUACAAGCCAAUCAACAAAACAGACCACAAUUUGAGAACCACUGUACUAAAUGAACUGCAGACCAACUGUUGUGUAGCCUAGUGGCCAAAGACGCACUACUGUUCAAAGGUUUGGGGUCAGUAAGAUUAAAGAAAU